Messenger RNA from Pistacia vera, 690 nucleotides. RefSeq lists its product as uncharacterized. Lineage: Eukaryota; Viridiplantae; Streptophyta; Magnoliopsida; Sapindales; Anacardiaceae. Gene Ontology annotation, molecular function: aspartic-type endopeptidase activity. The coding region runs from base 1 to 690 and encodes 229 amino acids. The record is from RefSeq and is a predicted model, not a curated record. Gene Ontology annotation, biological process: proteolysis. The transcript has 2 exons.
AUGGCCCUGAAGCAAAACAGUACAGUCGCUGAUUACAGAAGAAGAUUAGAAGCUGUAGCUGCUUUGCUGGUGGAAGAGAAAGAAGAGAUCCCGAACGCUGCGUUUUUGAAUGGUUUAAAGGCAGAAAUUCGGGCUGAGCUGAGGCCGAAAUACAAAGGAAAAGAGAGAAAAGGGUUGUGCUUCAAGUGUGAUGGGAAGUAUUUCUUUGGCCAUAAGUGUGGUGAGAAACAGUUUCAAGUAAUCCUUGUUGAUGAAGAAGAAGAAGAUUUGGAUCUGGGGGACGUGGAAACCAGUGAAGUAGCGACGACAGAACAAAUCCAAGGUAAUGUUGAACUUUCCCUUAGCUCGGUUGUUGGAAUCAAUGGCCCAAAAACAAUGAAGUUGAAGGGAAGUAUUAUGGGUCAGGAGGUUAUUAUCUUGAUUGACAGUGGGGCUUCCCACAAUUUCAUUAGCCGAGAGUUUGUAAAGAAGUUGGCUAUUGCUGUAGAAAGAACACAGGCGUUUGGAGUGAGAGUUGGAGAUGGAUAUAAAGUCCGAUGUGAGGGAGAGUGUAAGGCAGUACGUUUGGAAGUCCAGAGGGUACAAAUAAUUCAAGAUUUUUUUCCCUUUGACAUGAGUAGUGCAGAUGUAGUGCUAGGCAUGGCUUGGUUGGAAACAUUAGGGGAAACUACAAUGAAUUGGAGGAAGUAG